This is a messenger RNA of Solenopsis invicta (red fire ant), 2734 nucleotides long. RefSeq names its product N-glycosylase/DNA lyase (gene Ogg1). The transcript is spliced from 3 exons. Bases 469 to 1509 code for a protein of 346 amino acids. Lineage: Eukaryota; Metazoa; Arthropoda; Insecta; Hymenoptera; Formicidae. The record is from RefSeq and is a predicted model, not a curated record. Gene Ontology annotation, cellular component: nucleus. Gene Ontology annotation, molecular function: damaged DNA binding; 8-oxo-7,8-dihydroguanine DNA N-glycosylase activity. Gene Ontology annotation, biological process: base-excision repair; nucleotide-excision repair; base-excision repair, AP site formation.
AUGCUAAAGUCUUUUUUACCGACUGAACGUUAAUUUUUGCGUACACCGUUUCUUCUAAUUGCAUUUACAGAUUUAAAAGUCCUCCUCGACAAUUUAAGUAUAGACAGUAUUGUAAACGGAGGAGGAAUUUUAAAUCUGUAAAUGCAAUUAGAAAAAACGGCAUGCGGCAUAUAGCCAUUAGAUCUAAAUUUCUUUGUAAGAAUCUUCUAAAAUAGUCACGUGGUCGAUCGCAUCCCGCCUGAUCCCACUCACCGACUCGCGGUAGUCGCUGGUCGCGGUCUGUUGCACAUGCGCGUAGAAGUGCCGCAUGUGAUCCGAUUAGAAUUUUCUCCAAUUUAAUCUUCUGUUGUCACGAUAAGACUUUAACUUGUUUCAAUAUAAAACUUUGUAAUAAUGCAAACACGUGUAGUACGACAUGUAAAAAAUUAAAGAAACAUUUGAAUUAGCAAUAAAAUGCCAGUUACUUAAAUGACUAAACUUGUGCGAGGUUAUUCGAAAAUGUAUAACGCUUCUAACGCAUACGAAACGACAGUGAAACAAGGCAGUAUACCUUGUUUAUGCACGGAACUGAAUCUUGCUCUCACGUUGCACGGUGGCCAGAGUUUUAGAUGGACAGUUUGCGACACCGGGUAUAGAGGUAUCUUUAACGGAUGCAUUUGGACUUUGUCUCAAAAUAAAACUCAUCUCUUGUACACUGUACAAGGACAAUUGAAGGAUUCUGUAAAUUAUGAUAACAUUCUAUCAGAGUAUUUUAGGCUGUCAGUAUCAUUACAGGAUUAUUACAAAGAGUGGGCAAAAGCAGAUGCACACUUUCAAAAGUGUUUAGAUGAAAAUAAUGCUGUUCGAAUAUUGAAGCAAGAUGUCAUAGAGAAUUUAUUCUCGUUUAUCUGCAGUUCUAAUAACAAUAUAUCAAGGAUAUCAAAUAUGGUUGAAAAAAUGUGUUCAUUGUUUGGUCGUAAAAUAUGUUCAAUCGAAGAUAAAGAGUAUUACGAUUUUCCAACGAUAGAAGUUUUAAAGAAAAAACAUGUAGAAAGUAUAUUAAAAAGAGAAAAAUUUGGCUAUCGUGCUGCAUAUAUAGUUAAUACGGCAGAACGUUUAUCAGCCUUGGGUGGAAAGGAUUGGCUUUUGAAUCUGCAAAGGGAGAAUGUUUCUUAUCACAAUGCUAGAGAACAAUUAAUGACUCUGUCAGGAAUUGGACCUAAAGUUGCGGAUUGCAUAUGUCUAAUGUCGUUAGGCCAUUUAGAUGCUAUACCUGUUGAUACUCACAUUUUCCAAAUAGCACAAGCAAAUUAUUUACCACACUUGAAGAAACAAAAAACAGUUACCCCAAAAAUUCAUACUGAAGUAAGUAAUUAUUUACGAGAAUUAUGGGGUCCAUUAGCUGGAUGGGCACAAGCUAUUAUGUUUUCUACAAAAAUUAAUAUAAAAUCUAAACCAAUUGGAAAGAAAAAACAUAAAAAUGACAAUAGUGAAAAUUUAGUCCAAGCAAAAAUGCUCAAGGUAACUUGAUCAUUGUGACAUCAUCGCGUUUAUUUUCACAAACAAUUCAAGUUAUGUAAAAUAAUUUUAUCUAAAUUUGUAAAAAAGUCGUCUUGACUAUUAUAUCUUUUUAAAAAGAAAUUAUUUUGUAUAAUUUACGUAUUGCCAAAAUUGAUGGAUGAUACAAUAUUAUUUCUGAUACUGUGUAUUCAAAUAUACUUUAUUAAAGAAAUUAUUUUUGGGAGAAGAGAUAACUUAGCUUUUUAUAUUAAUAUCCACUCGCACCAAGAAAGAUAAUUGUUUGAAAAUACUUAAAGCAAUUAUUUUACAUUCAUAUAUAGGAUUAUUCUUUUUAUUUUGUACGUUUAUCUAUGUUUGUACACAGUCAACAAUGUAUUAUAAAAUUGAAUGUAUGUUAUGUUAUUUAUUACAGGCCUAUGUAUCACUAAAAAUGUUUUUUCUUCUUUAUUCCAAGUCCAACAAGAGCAAAGUCAAAAUCAUCUAAAAUAAUAUACUUUGCAGGAAAUUCGAGGUCUUCAUUAUCACAAUCUGUCAAUGCACAAUACCUAUAAAUUAUUGGUAUACAUUGUUUAUUUACAGACAUUUAAGAAACAAAGAAAAUCUGUUGAAAUUACCAAUAGAUUUUUGUAGGAUAUCAGCAAAGAUAUUUUGGGUAAGAUAACGCAAACCAGGAAAUUUUUUUGAUAAAUGUGCCUUUUGCGAAGGUGACAAGACUGCGAGACAAGUAGUUUGUAGAGUUACUGGUAUUGAACAACUAUAGGUUAAUUUCAUUACACACUGAGCCAUUGUUGAGCUUAUUAAUGGAUAAAGCAUAACGUUGUUUAAAUUUGUAAAAGCCACACCUAUGAAGGGAUCAAAGUUACAUCUUUAAACUAAUAUUUGGUAAAAUGUUUUACUGCUUACCCAAUGGUUUGCGAUCGACAAAAAAUUGUAAUGUGCCCAUCCAAGUAUCGAGAUGUAUCCCUACCAAGUUAUCCUGACCAAAUGUUGUCCCAUAUUCACAUAUUUUACCAUCGUGCUGUAAAUAUCCUUUAUAUGAAAAACCCCAAGAUUCUCGAUCUCGUCCAAGCAGAGCACAAAAAUUCGCAUCUGAAUCGUGAAGUUCUGCAUUUGGAGUUCCUACACCAACCAUCUAACAAUGAAAAUGACACUAAAAUGACCUGAAAAGAUUAUUAAUAUCUAUUGUCAAUAUAGAUGAAGCGAGAUAUCAAAUAAACUUACUACAUCAGUGCCA